Molecule: messenger RNA, 2241 nt
Organism: Chaetomium fimeti
Lineage: Eukaryota; Fungi; Ascomycota; Sordariomycetes; Sordariales; Chaetomiaceae
Exons: 8
Coding region: 1-2241 (746 amino acids)
Biological process (GO): DNA-templated transcription; regulation of DNA-templated transcription
Molecular function (GO): zinc ion binding; DNA binding; DNA-binding transcription factor activity, RNA polymerase II-specific
Source: RefSeq, a predicted model, not a curated record
AUGGACGACAUUCCCGUCACCCCGGGUACCCAACCCUCCGAAAGUUAUCACGACAUACCGAACGUCAGUCCCGGAGGGGGGAGUGCUUUCGGCGCGAGCCUUAGAAAGGAGCGCGGCGCUAUAGCAGCGCAGGCCUGCGAUACCUGUCGGAGCCGUAAACAAAAAUGCGACGAACAGCGGCCGAAGUGCGGCACCUGCCAGAAGUUCCGCCUCGAGUGUAACUACCGAGAACCCCAGCCGACCAAGAAGGACAAGACGAUGGUCGAAAUUCUUGAUCGAAUCAAAGGCCUGGAGGUCAAGCUUGACACCUUGGCCCAACGCCCCGCCACAACGCCCUCGACAUCAGGCUUCUCAAUGCCAACUUCGCUGCCGUCGCCGCUCCCAACCGCCCAGGGCCCUCUAGGCCCGCCCGGCCCCACGGAUCCCCCUUUUUAUUUUCCCAACCUCUCGAACGCCGCGUCUCGAGGAGAGCAUCAUUACCAAUACGUCUCGUCUGUCCAUCAGAUGCUCAAGUGGCCAGCCAUACAACAGCUUUUUAUGUUAAUACAGCCAAAGCUGCCGAAUAUCGACUUGUCUGUCUUGGAGAGAGAGGGCCCAGCAAGCAUGGUCGCUCUUCGGCGGUCCUCCAUCGAUGGUCUACCUACAGACCCCUCCAAGCCAGCCGGUCGAGGCUCUGGCGCCAGUAUGCACGAAUCAGUCACGGCCCAGGGUUCUAUAACCAUCUCAGACUUAAAUUGGGAAACCAUGCAGAGGCUGAGCAAGGCGUACUUUGACAGCUUCAAUCUCCUCUGUCCGGUCCUCAACCGACACUCCUUUAUGUCCGAAACAUUGCCCACAUUCUUCAAUAGGGGAUUCGACGAUAGCAUGACAUCGACCACCGCGUUUCUUGUCUUCGCUUUGGGCGAGGUUGCCCUUGCGGGUUACGAAGGUCCACCGAUUCAUGUGUAUAAUGGCCGUGCCAGCGGCAUAAAAGGGGGCACCAAAGACCGGCCGCCGGGGUUGGACCUAUUUAACGAGGCGCGGCGGCGGAUGGGCUUCAAUCUCACCGCAUGCAGCCUUGAAAACGUCCAGAUAUUUGAGCUUGCUAGUAUCUACUAUGGCUCUUGCUUCUACCCACUGGACUUUUGGAGGGUGACCACUUCCGCGUCGAUGGCUUGUCAAGCCCUCAUCACGAGCCAUCCGAGCGCCUUAUCCUCAGCACAAGCAGAUUUGACACGCCGAUCAUUCUGGCACUGCUCGGUCAUGGAGACUGGCUUAAACCUUGAACUCGGCUUUCCGCUUACUGGGUUGGAGAGGAUGGAGUCCAUCGUUGGGCUGCCUGACUUUAGCGGGCCAUACAUGGAAGAGGACCAUCUGAGCAACCAGGAGUCGCACUUCCAGGAGCAUUUUGCCUCUCAAAUUGUCCUACGCCGGCUUCUAGUCGACUUUCACAGUGCCCUGAAUCAUGGAUCGUCAACACUCGGCCACAUGUCAGCCCCUUUCAGCCCCGCGCCAACCUACCCGAGUGUCAACCAAAUCACGAUCUACCAGCUCGCGAUGCAACUCGAGCAAUGGCGCGGCAUGCUCCCCGUGCAUCUCCGCUGGCACGACGACGCGCCGGGCGUCUUCCCCAACGCCACCGUCGACCUCUACAACACCACGGGCGCCUCCCUCUUCACCCCCGCCACGACCCCCAUCUCCCCCUCCAUACCCACCACCAGCCAACCCCAACAACACCAACCCCAACAACCCUCCCCCAUGGCCGCCGCCGCCCCGCUCAUGUUCACCACGGACCUCGACGCCCCGCCACCCCGCUACCCCUACGUGCUCGACGUGCAAGUCGCCCUCCUGCGCUCACGCUACUACUACACCAAGUACCUAAUCCACCGGCCCUUCGUGUACAAAGCCCUGCACCACCCGGACGCCAUGUCCCACGCCGACGCGUGCGGCGUGGCCGAGUGCCUCAAGGCCGCCUUGAAGUGGCCCGUCGCCAUGUCGCCGACGUGUCGCAACAAGCGGCUGGUGCCGUGCUCGUUCUUCUUCACGCAGAAUUUCUUUGGGAUUCUGGUGCUGCUGCAUCUGAGCACGACGGUGCCGACGCUGAGCCGGAUACGCAGCACGCUGUGUGGGAAGCGGUUUGAGGGGGAUGCGCGGGAGACGGUGGGGCUGUAUCUGGAUUGGUUGCGGGAUUUGAAGGGGGUGGAUCAUGGGACCGUGUGGCAUUGGGAGGUGGUGAGGGCGCUUUAUGGGCUGGCGGAGUAG